Molecule: messenger RNA, 2668 nt
Organism: Lepidothrix coronata (blue-crowned manakin)
Lineage: Eukaryota; Metazoa; Chordata; Aves; Passeriformes; Pipridae
Gene: FZD8
Product: frizzled class receptor 8
Exons: 2
Coding region: 1-2028 (675 amino acids)
Biological process (GO): non-canonical Wnt signaling pathway; canonical Wnt signaling pathway
Cellular component (GO): plasma membrane
Molecular function (GO): Wnt receptor activity; Wnt-protein binding
Source: RefSeq, a predicted model, not a curated record
AUGGAGUGGAGUUACCUGUUGGAAAUCACCUCGCUGCUCGCCGCCCUGUCCCUGCUGCAGCGCGCCGGCUGCGCCGCCGCCUCGGCCGCCGCCGCCGCGUCCUCCUCUUCCUCCUCGGCCAAGGAGCUGUCGUGCCAGGAGAUCACCGUGCCCCUCUGCAAGGGCAUCGGCUACAACUACACCUAUAUGCCCAACCAGUUCAACCACGACACGCAGGACGAGGCCGGGCUGGAAGUGCACCAGUUCUGGCCGCUGGUGGAAAUCCAGUGCUCCAGCGACCUGCGCUUCUUCCUCUGCAGCAUGUACACCCCCAUCUGCCUGGAGGACUACAAGAAGCCGCUGCCGCCCUGCCGCAGCGUCUGCGAGCGGGCCAAGGCCGGCUGCGCCCCGCUCAUGCGCCAGUACGGCUUCGCCUGGCCGGACAGGAUGCGCUGCGACCGCCUCCCCGAGCAGGGCAGCCCGGACACGCUCUGCAUGGACUACAACCGCACGGACCUCACCACGGCCGCCCCGCCGCCCGCCAAGCCCCCGCUCCGCGGCGCCAAGCCCGGCAGCCCCGCCAAGGCGCCUCCCGCCGCCGCCGCCCCGCCGGCCGAGGCCCCGCGCAAGCCGCGGCCGCCGCCGCCCUGCGAGCCGGGCUGCCAGUGCCGGGCGCCCAUGGUGUCGGUGUCCAGCGAGCGGCACCCGCUCUACAACCGCGUCAAGACGGGGCAGAUCGCCAACUGCGCCCUGCCGUGCCACAACCCCUAUUUCAGCCCCGACGAGCGCGCCUUCACCGCCUUCUGGAUCGGGCUCUGGUCCGUGCUCUGCUUCCUCUCCACCUUCGCCACCGUCUCCACCUUCCUCAUCGACAUGGAGCGCUUCAAGUACCCCGAGCGCCCCAUCAUCUUCCUGGCCGCCUGCUACCUCUUCGUCUCGCUGGGCUACCUGGUGCGGCUGGUGGCGGGGCACGAGAAGGUGGCGUGCAGCGGCGGGGCGGGCGCGGGCGGCGCGGGGGCCGGGGCUGCGGGGGCCGGCGGCGGCGCGGCGGCGGGGGCGGCGGCGGCGGGAGGGCGCGGCGCGGCGGGGGGGGGGGGCGGGGGGGGGGCGGGGCUGCAGCCGGAGUUGGCGGUGGCCGAGCACGUGCGGUACGAGAGCACCGGCCCAGCGUUGUGCACCGUGGUCUUCCUGCUCGUCUACUUCUUCGGCAUGGCUAGCUCCAUCUGGUGGGUCAUCCUCUCCCUCACCUGGUUCCUGGCCGCCGGCAUGAAGUGGGGGAACGAGGCCAUCGCUGGCUACGCACAGUAUUUCCACCUGGCCGCCUGGCUGCUCCCCAGCGUCAAGUCCAUUGCUGUGCUGGCGCUCAGUUCUGUGGACGGGGACCCCGUGGCUGGCAUCUGCUACGUGGGCAACCAGAGCCUGGAGAACUUGCGGGGCUUCGUGCUGGCACCGCUGCUCAUCUACUUGGCCAUCGGCUCCAUGUUCCUGCUCGCUGGCUUCGUCUCACUCUUCCGUAUCCGCAGUGUCAUCAAACAGCAGGGUGGCCCCACCAAGACCCAUAAGCUGGAGAAGCUGAUGAUACGCCUGGGACUCUUCACCGUGCUCUACACUGUGCCAGCUGCCAGCGUGGUCGCCUGCCUCUUCUACGAGCAGCACAACCGGCCACGCUGGGAGGCCACGCACAACUGCCCCUGCCUGCGUGACCAACAGCCUGACCAGGCCCGCCGCCCUGACUAUGCCGUCUUCAUGCUCAAGUACUUCAUGUGCCUGGUGGUGGGCAUCACCUCCGGCGUCUGGGUCUGGUCUGGCAAGACCCUUGAGUCCUGGAGAGCCCUCUGCACUCGCUGUUGCUGGGCCAGCAAAGGUGCUGCCGUGGCUGGGAGCGCAGGGGCAGGAGCAGGUGGGCAGGCAGCAAUCACCGCAGCAGGAGGACUUGGGGCUGGAGGUGGUGGCUCACUCUACAGUGAUGUCAGCACUGGCCUGACGUGGAGAUCAGGCACUGCCAGCUCUGUCUCCUAUCCCAAGCAGAUGCCCCUGUCUCAAGUAUGAGGAGGGCAAAAGAGGCCAAAGGUUAGGGAUUGAGGGACACUGGCCUGCCUAAAAUGCCCCCUCACUGUUUGGUGCCAUUAAUGAACCCCUAAUGGUCCUUAUUAGCCACAGCUUGUAUAGAACAAUGCAGCUGGCAGAGGCCCCAGGCUCCAACCCCCUCCUCCUUCCCCUCCAUUCAUAUGCAGGGAGCAUGUACUUCAAGGAGCCAGCUUAUUAUUUUGCUGGCAGAGGAGGGUAGAGGCUCACCCGUGUCUUACAGAGGGCAAGGCACAGCGCUUCUGAGUCACUCUGGACUAACAGCAACUCUUUACUCAAGGGAGGGAGGGUCUUCCUCCCCCCAGUCCUGAGGUGGGAGUCUGCUGGGACUGCAGGUUUUUGAGAUGUUGAUGACCAGGCAAAUGCCUUACAAUAUAGACUGAAACAAAACAUGUCUUAAUUAUACACCCCAGCUAAAUACGGGUUUCCUACAUUAAAGGAUGUAUUUAUAUAAUUAUUUGUUACCUUGUACAGAUGUGUAAAAUAUGUAUAUAUCCAAAGCUAUACAGUCUGUAAAUUUUUUUGUAAAAAUGUUUAGAGGCUACUCCUGUAAGAGCAAAUAUGAGUAUUCUAUUUUGUCAAUAAAAUGACUUUUGAUAAAUGA